AUGUUAGCACUACUUUUACCUACCAAUUUAGCUAUAAGAUAUUAUCUUAAUUUAACUAGUACUACUUCUUAUUUUAGUCCUAGUCCAUGUUCUAGUUCUACUUUUUAUUCUAGUCUUAAUUCUAAUCCUUAUUCUAGUUCUAAUUCUAGUCCUAGUUCUAAUUCUAGUCCUAGUUCUAAUUCUAGUCCUAGUUCUAAUUCUAGUCCUAGUUCUAAUUCUAGUCCUAGUUCUAAUUCUAGUCCUAGUUCUAAUCCUAAUUCUAGUUCUCAUUCUAGUCCUAGUUCUAAUCCUAAUUCUAGUUCUCAUUCUAGUCCUAGUUCUAAUCUAAUUUUAUUUUAUCUAAGUGAAAGUGUGGAUACCAUCUUAAAUCCUAGUUCUUGUUUUAAUCCUAAUUCUAGUCCUAGUUCUAAUCCUAAUUCUUGUUCUAAUUCUAGUCCUAGUUUAAAUCCCAGUUCUUGUUCUAGUCUUAGUUCUAAUCAUAGUUCUAGUCCUAGUUCUAACCCUAAUUCUUGUUUUAGUUUGUGUCCUAGUUCUUAUCCUAGUUCUAGUUCUAAUCCUAGUCCUAGUUCUUAUUCUUGUCCUAAUUAUUGUUCUAGUUCUAGUCCAAGUUCUAAUACUAGUUCUAGUCCUAGUUCUAAUCCUUGUCCUAAUUCUAGUCCUACUUCUAGUCCUAGUUCUAGUUCUAGUCCUAGUUCUAAUCCUAGUUUUUGUUCUAGUCCUAGUUCUAAUACUAGUUCUUGUUCUAGUUCUAAUCCUAGUCAUAAUCCUAGUUAUAAUCCUAGUUUGAGUUCUAGUCAUACUUCUAAUUCUAGUUCUUGUCCUAGUUCUGGUUCUAGUCAUAGUUCUAGUUCUAAUUCUAAUUCUAGUCAUAGUUCUUGUUCUAGUUCUAGUCCUAGUUCUAAUCCUAAUUCUAUUUCUAGUUUGAGUCAUAGUUCUAGUCCUAGUUCUAAUCAUAGUUCUAGUCCUAGUUCUGAUUCUUGUUCUAGUUCUGGUUUCUAG
This is a messenger RNA of Mytilus trossulus (common blue mussel), 999 nucleotides long. RefSeq lists its product as uncharacterized. The record is from RefSeq and is a predicted model, not a curated record. The transcript has 4 exons. The coding region runs from base 1 to 999 and encodes 332 amino acids. NCBI's taxonomy places the organism in Eukaryota, Metazoa, Mollusca, Bivalvia, Mytilida, Mytilidae.